Messenger RNA from Saxophila tyrrhenica, 648 nucleotides. RefSeq lists its product as uncharacterized. Gene Ontology annotation, cellular component: cytoplasm. The coding region runs from base 1 to 648 and encodes 215 amino acids. Lineage: Eukaryota; Fungi; Ascomycota; Dothideomycetes; Mycosphaerellales; Extremaceae. The record is from RefSeq and is a predicted model, not a curated record. The transcript is spliced from 3 exons. Gene Ontology annotation, molecular function: poly(A) binding.
AUGUCCGACGAAGAUAAGCGCGAAGAAGAUGACCAGCUCGAUCGCGCGCCCGAGGAGGAUGACGCAGGCGACGAAGCAGAGAUCGCAGCCAUGAAGAAGCGCGUGCAGGAGAUGGAAGAGGAGGCAGCAAAGCUGCGCGAGAUGCAGGCGAGCCUAGACUCACAGACGGACAGCUUGCGCGAGAGCAAAGAGGACAUCGACGGGCGCAGCAUUUUCGUCGGCAACGUGGACUACGGCGCGAGUCCGGAGGAGAUCCAGGCGCAUUUCCAGAGCUGCGGGUCGAUCAACCGCGUCACGAUUCUGCUGGACAAGUUCACGGGACAUCCGAAAGGGUAUGCGUAUGUGGAGUUCUCGGAGCCGAAUCUGGUCACGCAGGCGCUUGUGUUGAAUGAGAGUUUGUUUCGGGGGCGCAACAUCAAGGUAGUCCCGAAGCGCACCAAUCUACCCGGCAUGACGCGUGGACCAAGAGGAGGCAGAGGCGGCGGUGGCCCUCCCAUGAGAGGAGGUCGCGGUGGGUUUGGUGGGCCAAGAGGAGGAGGGUACGGCGGCGGCGGAUACGGAGGUCCUCCACCCUACAUGCCGCGCGGCGGAGGGUACCGCGGUGGCUACGGAGGUCGCGGUCGCGGUCGCGGCUACAACCCAUACUGA